This is a messenger RNA of Theileria annulata, 1194 nucleotides long. Its product is annotated as (SSF, Peter Pan) family member protein, putative. Gene Ontology annotation, cellular component: preribosome, large subunit precursor. NCBI's taxonomy places the organism in Eukaryota, Apicomplexa, Aconoidasida, Piroplasmida, Theileriidae. Gene Ontology annotation, molecular function: rRNA binding. The transcript is spliced from 3 exons. Gene Ontology annotation, biological process: ribosomal large subunit assembly; rRNA processing. The coding region runs from base 1 to 1194 and encodes 397 amino acids. The record is from RefSeq and is a predicted model, not a curated record.
AUGGGCAAGUCUAGGAAAAAAAAGUCUAAGCCUUCCCCUGAUCAUACCAUAGAUACAGAAUCUCCAAGAAUCCUAGUAAUAAGAAGAGGCUCAGUCAACCAUGAAAUGAAACAAUUGGCACAAAAUUUAAGGCUAAUUUUAUCCCCAAAUUGUGCAGCUCGUUUAAAGGAGGGAUCAAGACAAAGGUUGAGGGAUUUCACAAGUGUUACUGAUGUUCUAGGCUUAACUCACCUAAUAGUUCUAUCUCAAGGGUCAGAAAUCUCAUAUUUGAAGAUCGCAAACCUUCCCAGUGGACCUAGUUUCACUUUUCAGAUUAAUAAAAUUUCACUUAUUUCUGAUAUUUUCAAACACUGCAAAAAUCCUCAGUCAUUUGACUCAUCAAAUUAUUCUCCUCUUUUAGUAUUAAACGGAUUUUCAAGAGGCACAUCUAAAGGUUCAGAUGAUGAUGGUUCAAAAGAUGAUUCUUCUAGGUUUGACAAAGCCAUGACCCGAGUUACUGAGACUUUGAACAAGAUGAUCUCCCCCGUCGACCUUUCUACCACUAAGAUACAAAAUUGCAAGAGGGUAAUUCUUUUCCAUAAACAGAACGACGGAACUAUUGUUUUGAGGCACUAUUCAAUAAAUCUAGUCGACUGCAACACUCCGGACCAGGUUAAGGAUCUUUUAACAAGGAAAACCAUGAAGAAUUUGAUCAACGAAACGUCUGAUUUUGAGCAUAUCAAUAAUUACCUGUCGUCGGAUCUUACUUCGAAAAAAAAUUCCAGCUUUGACAGCGACACUGAUGAAUUCGUUGAACUCGAUAACAUUUUAUCUCAAAAUAUUAUUGCUAAAAAUAAAUAUGGAGUUGAUUUAGAGCGUACUGAGACUUCAGAUGCACGCAAUAAAAUCGGAAUAAGCUGGAGAAUGAUGUUUUCACGGGACCAGGUUCGUUAUAUUGCUUUAAAAAUGUUUUUAGUCAAGUACCACCGGUUCGUGAAGAAAACUCAGGAGGAGUUGGAGGAGAAUAAGAAGCUUGAGCCUGAAAUAGUAAAGAAGAGGAAGCUUGAGUCUGAGCGAGUAAUGAAAAUAUACGAAAAAUAUGUAAAAAAGGCCAAAGGCGCAACUGAUAAGGAAGGUUCUGAGAACCAAGAUCCUGAAAAGGAAGACUCUGUGAACGAACAAAAGCGUAGUAAAGAAAAGAAAAGAAAGAAAUAA